Molecule: messenger RNA, 1158 nt
Organism: Penicillium griseofulvum
Lineage: Eukaryota; Fungi; Ascomycota; Eurotiomycetes; Eurotiales; Aspergillaceae
Product: class I mannose-6-phosphate isomerase
Exons: 4
Coding region: 1-1158 (385 amino acids)
Biological process (GO): carbohydrate metabolic process; GDP-mannose biosynthetic process
Cellular component (GO): cytosol
Molecular function (GO): mannose-6-phosphate isomerase activity; zinc ion binding
Source: RefSeq, a predicted model, not a curated record
AUGGCUGACGCAGUAGUUCAACUUCGGUGUGGUGUCAAGAACGACGACUGGGGAAAGAAAGGAAAAGAUUCGAUUGUAGCUCAUCUAUGGUCUAAAACUCCAGGAAAUGAAGGAAUUGAGGAUUCUAAACAUUAUUCAGAAAUGUGGAUGGGCACGUACCCUUCAAAUCCAUCCUAUUUACUUUCCACGGGCGAACACCUCGGGGAGUACCUGAAGAAGCACCCGGAGCUGAUCCUAUCUUUUAGCAAAGCGCUACCCCUACAAAUCCAUCCAGACCUGAAGCUCGCCGCCCAACUGCACAAAGAACAUCCUGAAAAGUUCGGCGACACAAUGCACAAGCCAGAGAUUGCAAUUGCACUCUCAAAAUUCGAGCUCUUCGCCGGCUGGAGACCCCUAAAAGAGAUCCAAGCGCUAUUCGAGUUGAACCACCUGUCAAAAUAUGUCCCUAAAUCAGGACAAUUCAACGACGAGACCCUACGCCAAGUAUGCAAGACUCUACUAAGCGCGCCGGCCAAGGAAGUCGCGCAGACAAUGCAAGACCUGCAAUCUAUCCCCGAAUCCCAAUUCGGCGAACACACCUACAUCCCUAGCCUACUGGCCCGUCUAGCAAAGCAAUACGGCGAAGGCGACAAUGGAAAUCUAGUCGCCGCCCUUCUGAUGAACUACAUGACACUAGGCCCGGGAGACUCCGUCUUUGUUCCCGCAGACAGCAUCCAUGCAUAUCUGGAAGGCGAUAUUGUGGAGUGCAUGGCGCGGUCGGACAACGUCAUCAACACGGGAUUCUGUCCGGCUGCAGACCGCGACAGUGUUGAGUUGUUCGCGCAGGCUCUGACGUUUGAACCUCAUAAUUCAAAGGAUGCGCUGCUGCCGCAUAGAAAGAGUGACAAGGGAUUGAAUGGUAAGACAGAUGUCUAUGCGCCGCCUAUCAGCGAAUUUUCGGUACUGCGUACUACUCUUGGGGCUGGGGAGAAUGAGACGCACAAGGCUAUUCUCGGGCCGAGUUUGUUGAUCGUUACGAAGGGUUGUGGGCAGAUGAAAUUCCCGGGUAAUCAGACUGCUGAAUUAAAGGAGGGUUAUGUUUUCUUUGUGGGGCAGGGCGUUGCGCUGGACUUCGUGACUGACAAGGGCAUGGCUGUUUAUCGGGCAUAUGCGGAGUAA